Molecule: messenger RNA, 1029 nt
Organism: Aspergillus aculeatus ATCC 16872
Lineage: Eukaryota; Fungi; Ascomycota; Eurotiomycetes; Eurotiales; Aspergillaceae
Product: fungal specific transcription factor domain-containing protein
Exons: 4
Coding region: 1-1029 (342 amino acids)
Biological process (GO): positive regulation of transcription from RNA polymerase II promoter by galactose
Cellular component (GO): nucleus
Molecular function (GO): RNA polymerase II cis-regulatory region sequence-specific DNA binding; DNA-binding transcription factor activity, RNA polymerase II-specific
Source: RefSeq, a predicted model, not a curated record
AUGAAAGACCUGCAGUACUACCAAGUUCCCUUACCUAUUUUAAAGGUGACUCCCGGCAACCUACUUGAUGCCGAUGCCGAAGACAAUCAUGUGGCAAUGAUUCCAGCAAUGGUGGCCCUAGCACAAAUCAUGUCCGAGGCAUCACACCUUCUCUACCACUCUCCCAAGCGCUCAAUGGGCGAGAUGUCGCAUAUUGCCAUAGAUCUAGACAACAAACUGCUGGCAUGGAAGUCUACUCUCCCUGAAUUCUUAGAUAUCGACGCCGCCUCGCUCAAUGAUACAGAGUGGGCCUUCAAACAGAAACUCGUGCUAAGACUAAGAUAUUACAAUACCCGAAUCCUGAUCCACAAGCCUUUCCUCGCCGCAUCAGCCUCCAAGACCGAAGCGCCAAAUAUCCUCCAGCACCUGCACGCCUGUCUCGAUGCCGCGAGAACCAGCAUCAACAUGCAGUACGAAUCAUUCAUACACAGGAUCUACAUUCGUACCUGGUGGUACAACACCUCCUACGCCCUCUACGGUGCCAUGAUUCUCCUCCACCUCAUCCUCUCGGGAUACCCCAGCAUCCGUGACGAAGACCUCCUACUCGACGUAGAGAAGAGUCUCGACAUCUUCGAAUCGAUGAACAAUAUCGUCGUCGCCCGCCGUUGCGCCGAGAUGAUCCGCGAGGUUCUCGAAGUCGCACGAGCCUGCGUAGCUCGACGUCGCACCCCCCACUACACCUUGUCCACUUCAACCGUGCCACCACCACCGCCACUGCCAAUAACCGGCCCAGCGAACCCGUCUGCUUCCUCACCUGCACCAUUCGGCCUAAGCAAUCCGCACACCCAGCAACAGCAAGCUGCCACAAACCCCACGAGCAGCACAGCACCCGGCGUCGACAACGAUUUCUUUUUUUCGCUGUUCAAUCCCGACUCGCAGCCCAACGAUACCCGCGCCGAGAUCCUGGCGAAUCUGGUGGACCCCACCAUCCUCGAGGACUUUGCAUUUGGGAACGGGGCCAGUGAUUUUUCGUUCUUUCUUGGAACCUGA